Molecule: messenger RNA, 798 nt
Organism: Microthlaspi erraticum
Lineage: Eukaryota; Viridiplantae; Streptophyta; Magnoliopsida; Brassicales; Brassicaceae
Source: the annotation of a GenBank genome assembly
AUGUCCAUAGCAACACUGGUCACAGCUUGCAUAUGGUUCUUGGUGGUGCCUAGCUUCACAUGCGCAAAUGAGGCCAACGUAAACUGCUUGAAGAGCAUAUAUUCCCAAGUUGAAGAUCCUAAUGGAUACUUGUCCAGUUGGGUAUUUGGGAACUACGCUCAAGGCUAUAUGUGCAAGUUCAAUGGUGUGAUUUGCUGGCAUGAUGAUGAGGAUAGGGUUAUGAGCCUUAUGCUCUCUGGUUAUGGUCUCAGAGGAGAGUUUCCUUAUGGGAUUUGGAAUUGUUCUGAUUUGACAGGUCUAGAGCUUGCUGAUAACAACUUCUCUGGACCUUUACCAUCAAACAUUGCCUCCUUGAUUCCAAGUCUUACAAUUCUGGACCUUUCCGGAAAUAGCUUCUCUGGUGAGAUCCCUGCCUCUCUAUCAAACGUUACCUUUCUGAACACUCUUAUGCUUCAGCAUAACCAGUUCACUGGUCCACUUCCUCCCGAGCUAGCUCUACUUGAACGGCUCAGCAAGUUCUCAGUGGCGGAUAAUCAACUGACUGGUCCUAUCCCAAAUUUCAACGACGCCACCUUGAAGAUGAAACCAGAUGACUUUGCUAAUAACACGGAUUUAUGUGGUAUGCCUCUGGAUGCUUGCAAACCGGAAGAAGAAGGAAUUAUCCGGCCAGGGAAGAUCGGUGCAGCAGUUGGUGCGGCUUUAUUUGCACCACUAGGUGCUUUCUUGGGCUGGUUCUUCUUCAGUGGUAGGAAGGAGAAACAACAACACCGAAGCUGGAUUUACCACAUGGAGCAUUGA